UGCAAACAAGUUUUGGAACAACAUGAGGAUGAGUAAUUAAUAAAAUAUGUUUGGGUGGUCUAUCACUUUAAAUGUCCUGGAACACUUUAGAUGAGUCACAUCUCAGGGGGUUCCUGCAUGUUUUCCAGAUUUCACGGGGGCGCCAUUCAUAUAAAAUGUUGUCAAGGAACAGAAGCUUUUGGGGAAAUGUUAUUGUCCUCCAAACAAUCUCUCAGCACUCAUCUGCAAAACACAUGUAAACACAAGAAAGUAGUAAAGUAUUUACAUUGCUUAACUACUGUUUAACGUCACACUAAAUUACAUAAAUUACACUAUAAAACAUUUAUUUGUUACAUUUUUAUAAUACAAUACAUUUGUAGUAAAAUAUAUAUUUCAUUAUAUACAUAAUAAACACACAUUCAGAUUUAUGGCUGUUAUGUGCUAUAGUGUGUGUGUGCAUAUGUGCAUGUGUCCAUGUGUGUGUGUUCAGUCAGGCAUCAGAUUGUUGGGUCUGUGAUGAUGGGCUGAUGUUCAGCACGGGACUGAAGUGAGUCAGAACAGAAUGUGCUCCAUACAGGAGACAUGAGCAUGUGGAUACUCCCUAGAUUUGUGUAACAGCCAAGGUUAGACGUGAAUGAAAUCAUGGCCAAAGGGUUUUCUCUGUGCCUGUUGCUUUGGCUGCUUGCACCUGCGGCCAGAUGCCAGAACAGAAGACAGUCUGGAGAAACACUGAUCAACCUCACUACAAAACAGGACGGUGAAUUAGUAUGCACACUAGAGAUCGCAUUCAUCCUGGACAGCUCAGAGAGUGCAAAGGGCGUUCUGUUCGAUCAAGAGAAAGCUUUUGUGCGCUCCUUCAGCAAGCGGGUGGUGCAGAUGCAGGUGUCUGACUGGCAUCUGAAAGCCCGUAUGGCGCUCAUCUACUACAGCAGCUCUGUCCAUGUCGACCAGCGUUUCAGAGACUGGCAAGACCUUGACAGUUUCCUGAACAGAUUGGAGGACGCCAUCUACAUCGGCCAGGGAACGUACUCCACAUACGCCAUAUCCAACGCCACUCAGCUCUUCGCCAGCGAGACCAGGGAGCAAAGCGUGAGGGUGGCCCUGCUCAUGACCGACGGCGUCGACCAUCCGCGGAAUCCUGACAUCAUGAUGGCGGUCGCAGAGGCUAAAGGCCACAACAUUAAGAUCUUCACAAUUGGCUUAUCAAACCUGGCAAAGGACAACGUGAACAGUGCCAAACUGCGAGUCGUAGCGAGCAGCCCAGCACAGCAGUACUUCCACAGCCUCACUGACCCCAAACUGGAGGAACGGCUCCUGCAACAGCUUGAAAUAAUUGCAAAGAAUGAAUGUCCACGGCCACCGGUGUGCACGUGUGAGAGAGGUGAACGUGGUCCUCCAGGAGCUCCUGGUAAAAAAGGAGAGCAAGGAAAUGAAGGAGCAUCUGGUCCAAAAGGCUCAAGGGGAGAAACAGGACCACCUGGUCUUCCAGGAAUCAAUGGUCCAGAGGGAAGACCUGGGUUCAAAGGUGAUAAGGGGGAUCAAGGUAACUGUGGACCUCCAGGGCAAAAGGGACAUAAGGGCGGUGAAGGGCCUCCAGGGCCGAGGGGCCCAAGAGGAGAGCAGGGUCUGAAAGGGCCUCCAGGAGACCAGGGACAUGAGGGUCCAGCAGGACCUAAAGGUGAUCGAGGGCUGAUUGGUGCACCUGGCCCACCGGGAGAAAUUGGAGUUGGAUUUCCUGGUCCAAAGGGAGACAGAGGAAACCUAGGAAGACCAGGUCCUCCUGGUCAGGUUGGCAUAGGUCAGCCAGGACAACCUGGUCCUCCAGGUUUACAAGGAACACAGGGGAACCCAGGAGCACCAGGCGAAGGACUUCCUGGGCCAAAGGGUGACCGUGGCUAUGUCGGCCCUACAGGUGGACGUGGACCCCCAGGUUAUGGAAUUAAAGGUGAAAAGGGCAAUGCGGGACCUCCAGGAUCACCUGGACCAUUAGGAAUGCCAGGCAGGGGGAUUCAAGGAGAGAAAGGGAAUCAGGGACUAGCCGGUCCUCCUGGUCAAAAAGGGAAUCCUGGGAUAGGACUCUCGGGACCAAAGGGUCAACAGGGCUUCCCUGGAGAACGUGGAGCCCCUGGAGAAAGAGGAAUUGGAGAACCAGGACCCAAAGGUGAACCUGGAUUACGAGGAGUACCAGGUGAGCCAGGUGUACCGGGAGAAGAUGGAGGCGUAGGACCAAAGGGUGAAAUAGGCUUACCAGGACCCAAAGGACAAGAUGGACCUCCUGGAAGAGGCCUGCCAGGAGAGAAGGGGAUUCGAGGGGAGAGGGGCUCCAGGGGCCUACCAGGACCAUUUGGACCAGUUGGACCAGCAGGGGCAAAGGGAGAACCAGGAAAUGUUGGAAAUCCUGGUGUUUCUGGGCCUCCAGGAAGGGGCAUACAGGGACCUAAGGGAGAUCCAGGGCCGGUCGGUCCACAAGGUCCUGUUGGAGAACCAGGGAUAGGCAUUGCAGGGCCGAAGGGUGAAAUAGGGUUACGAGGACCUAUUGGACCGCCAGGGCUAAAAGGAGAAGGCUAUCCCGGGCCACCUGGGCCACCAGGUCUGCCAGGGCUUACAGGAGAGACUGGGCCAGAGGGAACAGGUCUACCUGGACCAAAGGGGGAUCGAGGCCCUCCAGGCUCCCCAGGGCCUGCUGGAGCACCAGGUCUUGGGCAAGUGGGCCCAAAGGGCUCCAUUGGCCAGACUGGUCCAGCUGGUCCUCCAGGAUUGCCAGGAGAGGGCAUACAAGGACCAAAGGGUGAUCCUGGAUAUCAGGGUUUACAGGGGCCAAGAGGGUCUCCUGGAGAAGGUCUGCCGGGGCAGAAGGGGGAUCGUGGGUUACCCGGAACACAAGGACGUAAAGGAGACAGAGGAAGCAACGGAGAACCAGGAACUACAGGACCACCGGGUAAUAGAGGAACAAAAGGAGAACCUGGUCUCACGCGAGAGGAAAUAAUCAGUUUAAUCCGAUCUAUUUGUGGUUGUGGUCGCAUAUGCAGAAUACAGCCUCUGGAGCUGGUGUUCGUGAUCGACAGCUCUGAGAGCGUCGGCCCGGAAAACUUUGAGGUCAUUAAAGACUUUGUAAAUACAUUGAUCGACCGCACGUCGGUCAGUCAGGAGGUCACGCGUGUCGGCGUGGUUCUCUACAGCCACAUCAACCUGGUGAUCACAAGCAUACGAGAGAGGUUAAGUCGUGAUGAAGUGAAAUCAGCCGUGCGCAGGAUGCCCUACAUUGGGGAAGGCACUUACACAGGAAGUGGCAUCAGAAAGGCUAACGAGAUCUUCCGCUUUGCUCGGCCCGGUGUGCAAAAAGUGGCUGUGGUUAUUACGGACGGCCAGACGGAUCAUCGCGACACAGUGAAGCUGGAGGAUGCGGUCAGAGAGGCCCAUUCAGCCAAUAUCACUAUGUUGGUUAUAGGGGUGGUGAAUCAAAGCAACCCCGUCUAUGAAGAUUUUAAACAAGAGCUGAGGUCAAUAGCGUCGCCGCCCAAAGAAGAGCACGUGUUUUCCAUAGAGGACUUCAGAAUGCUUUUUGAAGUGGAAAGUAAACUGCUUCAUAAGAUCUGUGAGAACAUUGAUGGAUCGAUAUUCAGCGGUACCUUCAAGCCAGGUGCAGUUGAAGAGUUCUACGAUUCCAGACCAGACGGCAUGGGCUUUAUCGGCACCCUAGCACCAUAUUUAGAGGGAGACGAGCUGAACCUCCUCCCAGAUUUCUCUCUCACGGAUUUGGACCGGCCGAAGCAAGACCCAACUGACCGGCCGCCGCUCAUACAGGAUGAUUUUACUACAGAGGAGAGAUGCCUACUGCCUCUGGAUCCCGGACCGUGUCGAGAGUACGUUGUUAAAUGGUAUUUUGAUCCAAAGGCCAAUUCAUGUGCUCAGUUCUGGUUUGGAGGUUGCAAAGGCAACAUAAACCAGUUUGACACUCAAGAGGCCUGCAGAAAAUCCUGUGUGCAAAUGUAAGUCUUGUCAUUAGAGCACUGACAAAAACAAAAAAAGAAAUAAAGCUAAAGGGCUCUUAAUUAUUUAAAUAUACAUAAGCUUUUAAUAUUCAACAUUUUUAAUGAUAAUAAACAUUUUUACUGUGAACAUUUUAAAAACUAAACUUGAACAUCUCCUAAAAGCAUCUAUUUGCAUAUAUAGUGGGCACAAAUGUAUUUACAUAAGUCGUACUUAAAAAUGUUUCAUUCCAUUAUAUAGAAAAUAUUAAACAGUGGCUUUUAUCGGAAAGAACUGCAUGAAUAAUUCUGAAUAAGUAAUCAUUCUGGCUCAGAGAAAAUGCACUGACAUUCAGACAUUUUUUUUAUGAACAAACC
Labeo rohita (rohu) is the source of this 4325-nucleotide messenger RNA. RefSeq names its product collagen, type XXVIII, alpha 1b (gene col28a1b). The record is from RefSeq and is a predicted model, not a curated record. Lineage: Eukaryota; Metazoa; Chordata; Actinopteri; Cypriniformes; Cyprinidae. The coding region runs from base 622 to 3972 and encodes 1116 amino acids. The transcript has 35 exons. Gene Ontology annotation, molecular function: serine-type endopeptidase inhibitor activity.